GCAGGUUGCUGGCAGCAGCAAUUAGCACAAUAUAUAGCUCCAGAGGAAAAAGUCCAAUGACUGUGCAGCAUGGCUUCUGACAGAGGUCCUUCAGCUGGAGAUGCUACCUCGAGGAGAAGAAUUGAACCCUGGGAAUUUGAAGUCUCCUUUGACCCCCGAGAACUCUGUAAAGAGGCCUGUCUGCUCUAUGAAAUCAAGUGGGGCAAGAGGCAGAAGGUCUGGCGACACUCGGGCAAGAACACCACCAAGCACGUUGAAUGCAAUUUUAUAGAAAAAAUUACUUCAGAAAGACAUUUCCCCCCAUCCGUCAGCUGCUGCAUCACCUGGUUCUUGUCCUGGAGUCCCUGCUGGGAAUGCUCCAAGGCUAUUCGGGAAUUUUUGAAUCAACAUCCUAGAGUGACCCUGGUUAUUUACGUAGCACGGCUUUUCCAGCACAUGGAUCCGCAAAACCGGCAAGGACUCAGAGACCUGAUUCACAGCGGUGUGACUAUCCAGAUUAUGGGACCCCCAGAGCAUUAUUACUGCUGGAGGAAUUUUGUCAACUACCCACCUGGGAAAGAAGCUCACUGGCCAAGAUACCCCCUUCUGUGGAUGAAUCUGUAUGCACUGGAACUCCACUGCAUAAUUCUAGGUCUCCCUCCCUGUUUAAAGAUUUCAAGAAGAUGUCAGAAUCAGCUGACCUGGUUCAGACUUAUUCCUCAAAAUUGCCAUUACCAAAUGAUUCCACCCCAUAUCCUUUUAGGUACAGGGUUGAUACAACUUCCUGUGACUUGGAGAUGAAUAGAAUGAUUUCUUGUAUAUAUACUGUUUCAUGAACAG
Eubalaena glacialis (North Atlantic right whale) is the source of this 819-nucleotide messenger RNA. RefSeq names its product apolipoprotein B mRNA editing enzyme catalytic subunit 1 (gene APOBEC1). Gene Ontology annotation, cellular component: nucleus; cytoplasm. The record is from RefSeq and is a predicted model, not a curated record. The transcript is spliced from 5 exons. NCBI's taxonomy places the organism in Eukaryota, Metazoa, Chordata, Mammalia, Artiodactyla, Balaenidae. Gene Ontology annotation, biological process: cytidine to uridine editing. Gene Ontology annotation, molecular function: zinc ion binding; cytidine deaminase activity; RNA binding. Bases 70 to 780 code for a protein of 236 amino acids.